GACAAGUUAAGUUAAGUACUUCUCACAUGGGUGAUGCUUAAGAGAGAGAAGGGGAAAGAGGUUGUGUUUUGUCUCUGUCUUUAUCUUUGUCUUUGUUAUCUGCUACCAUUGUUGGGAUUUCCCAAAGCUCUGUCUGAAGGUGGGGUGGGUUCAAUGAAGCUUAGCUAGGGAGGUUAUCAAUUCAUGCUUUCUGCUCAGAGAUGCUGGCAACCUUUCUUCAAUUCUGAGGAACCCUAAUUCAGUGUUGUAUGGUUCUUCUUCCUUUCUGCUGGGUGGGUGACUCAUCAUUCAUGGCUAUAAUUCCUGAUUCUUAACCCUUACAAUGUGAUAUUAUGAGUUAACUGGAGUUUGCAGCAAUGAAGUUUGUCAACCAGCAAUUUAUAGAUGAAGAAAUGCCUUACUUCAUAAAUUGGUUUACACUAUCGCGGAGCUAGUUUUUUAUAAUGUUGGUAACAUGUAGACCGGCAAUAGAAGUUGUAAAGUGAAACUGCACAAGUCAGCAGCAAUGUCAGUCGGCAAUGACAUAGAAGAUUUAGUCGAGGAUAAUUUUGAAGGAUCUAAUGAAGAAAGACAGAUUUUUACAGAGUUCUUUUCUGGUAACGACUUGUUUCAGUCUAACCAGAGGUCUCUUGUUUCUGGAGUUAUCAACUUUGAACAAGAAUCCAAUAAAAGCACAUUUAAAUCAUUUGGCUCUAGUAAUGAAAACUCAGUUGUAUGGCGUCCCUCGUCUUCAAGACCUACACAUCCGGUGGAGGACAUUAAUGUAAUUCAGAAUUCCAAAGAGACUGCUCUGGGGUGUAAUGUCAUUUGUGACGACCAGAGUGAUGAGGAUGUAGUUGUCAAACGUAUGAAAUUUUCUCUGCAUGAACGUCCUUGUAGUAGAUCUAAUUCAGAAAAUUCUUUUUGUUCAUCAGGACUUUCAACAGUAGUAGUUUCUAACCCGUCUCUUGCUGCUACGGACUGUGGUAAUGAACCAAUUGCAUUCCGCUUAGUUGAAUCUUCUAAACAUGGUGUGAUAUCUAGCUGCUUCUUGUUUAAGCAUGACAUGUUACAGAGUAAAAAAGCUGCUACAGAUGAUGCAGAUGAUAUGGUUUGUAAAUCAAUUACGGCAGAGGGGAAUGUUGUCAAAGAGGCAUUUGUAAGUAAAGUGGUUGCUUCUCCUGUUUCGCAGGAGAGCUUUGCAAACAGGCUUGUAGUUACAAGUCCAUCAAUGACCAUUGUGAAGAAGUCUGGGUCUCCUUUAAAUCCUGAGGAAAUGCCAGAAGGGUUUCUAUCUUCUAAUAUGGAUAUCCCAAAUUCAUCAUCAAAGCCAGACAAAGAAGAUCGUCGUGCUUUAUUGCAGUUUCAUUGUGUGCAGUUGCUUAUGAUGGCAGGAUGGUCUAUUGAGAAGCGCCAACGACCUAGUAGGCGUCACAUGGAUUCGGUUUAUAGGACUCCAAAGGGAAAGCCCAUUCGGGAAUUUACAACAGCUUGGAGAUUAUGUGGUCAGGAUUUGUCUGUUGAAAAGUGCAAUUUGAUGUAUGCAGAUUGUAAGGAGUGGACUGACAUUAGCCAAUUCUGGUCUGAUCUGUCCUGUGCACUGAUAAAUGUUGAGAAAACAAAGACACAGUCAGAUCCUGCAGCUAUGUUGGCUUAUCGAUGGUUGCUUUUGGAUCCUUUUGUUGUAGUUAUAUUUGUUGAUAAAAAGAUUGGUGCACUGAAAAAGGGAGAGAUAGUAAAAGCAUCUUGGAGUUUAGUUUCUGGUAAGCAUAAGAUGACACAUGCUCCCAUUGAUUCAGCUCAGAAGAACAUUGGUGGUGCUCCUUUUGAUGAAAAACAUGACAAAGCCUUUCUCUGUGAUUCUUCUACAGCCACUGAAACCACACUAACUGCUUUGGUUAAAUACCAUGGCCAUGAUCAGAAAUCUAAUGGUAGCCAGGAAGAUAUGUAUGUCAUGCAACAUAGUCCCAACAGCAUGGAAUGUAGCAAAAUGUCUGUGAGCAAAAGUAACAUGGAUCUAGUCUCUUUACAUGGUUUUGGAUUGGAUAGUGCCUGUACUCAGUCAAGAGCUUCCACUUUAGAUAUUCCUCCUGACUCGAGAAAUUUGAACCAGGUACUUGAAGUGUCCAAAGUGAAUGCUGUUCAUCAAGCUAAUAUUAGAACUUCCAAAUGCUUUGAUAAAGAGCGAUCAGUUCAUCUGAAAACAAAUCAAAGAAUCGAUGGAGAUGUACCAAUGGACACGUCAAAGAAAAAUAAUGCAAAUGGUUUGAGCCACGACAUGGUUCAUUCUCAUGAUUCAAAAGCUAUUAAACAGUCUGAAUGCAGUGAGGAAGAAGGAAUGGAAAAAUCAAUGGCUACUCUAUUCAGAAUAGAUAACACACAUUCUGACACAAAUUUUAUUCUUAAAAAGAAAAUGCAGAGGAAGUGCAAAAGGGUAUCUGAAAUCAAGCCAAGUACAGCAGACCAUAGUCGCAUGCUGGGCUCAACUGAUACUGACCGGGUGCAGUCACAGAAUCGUGAUGCAUGUGGCACUCAGUUAGCUUUGGUCGAGGUCCAUAAUUAUCAAGUUGACAAUGCUGGAAAAAGAAGAAACCAUGGAAAGUUAUCAUCUGUCAGUGAAAUCCAGCAACAUGUUAGGAAAACAAACUACUCCAUAACUGAAACAAAAAAGCCCAAUGGAUGCCUGAUUAAAGAUGAUGAUCUAUUAGUAUCAGCAAUAUUCAGGAAUAAAGGCUUUAGCCCAAAGAAAAUUCGAGGUAGUUAUAGACCUAAAUCCUGCAAGAGAAAGUUUAAAAGCCAAAAGGAACGGUGCAGGUUGCUACCCAGGAACCCUUGUAAUGGAGGAAAGCACAAUAAGGAUGGCAAGAGGUAUUAUUUGGGACAAAGGACACUUUUGUCCUGGUUGAUUGAGCAUGGGGUCAUAUCUUUGAAUGAUGUGAUUCAAUACCGAAACCCUAAAAAUGGUUCUGUCACUAAAGAUGGUAGGAUCACCAAAGAUGGUAUUAUUUGUAAGUGUUGUGGUAAGGUGCUGACACUAUCAGAGUUCAAGUUUCAUGCUGGGUUUACACUAAGUCGCCCCUGCUUGAAUCUUUUCAUGAAGUCUGGUGAGCCCUUUACAGUGUGCCUCCUUCAAGCAUGGUCAGCUGAAUAUCAAGCCAGGAAAAGUCUGAAUCAAGCUGUGCCUGUUGAUGAAAGUGAUAGAAAUGAUGACUCGUGUGGGUUGUGUGGUGAGGGGGGUGAGCUGAUAUGCUGUGAUAACUGUCCAUCUACUUUUCACCUGGCUUGUUUGUCCACUCAGGAGAUCCCUGAUGGCAAUUGGUACUGCACAAACUGCACCUGUCGAAUAUGUGGAAAUUUGGUCAAUGAUAAAGAGGCUUCAGAUGCGUUUGAUUCAUUGCAAUGCUCACAGUGUGAACAUAAAUAUCAUCAGAAAUGCCUGAGAGAAAGAAAUAAACAAGAACUCACAGUUUCAGACACUUGGUUUUGUGGUCAGAGUUGUCAGGAGGUAUACUCUGGUCUCCAAUCUCAGGUGGGGUUAGUUAAUCAAGUUGCUGAUGGCUUCUCAUGGAUGCUUCUUAGAUGCAUUCACGACGACCAAAAGGUUCAUUCUACCCAAAGGCUUGCCCUAAAGGCAGUAUGCAACACAAAAUUAGCUGUCGCCCUCACCAUCAUGGAGGAGUGUUUUUUGUCAAUGUCGGAUCCAAGAACAGGCAUCCAAAUGUUACCCCAAGUUUUAUACAACUGGGGGUCUGAAUUUUCUCGUCUGAACUUUCAAGGGUUUUACACCGUGGUGUUGGAGAAACAAGAUGUAUUAGUAUCUGUAGCAUCUAUCAGGGUGCAUGGAUCUUCAGUUGCUGAGAUGCCUCUAAUUGCAACUUGCAGUCAGUAUCGUCGUCAGGGAAUGUGCCGACUCCUUGUUAGUGCAAUUGAAGAGAUGCUAAUAUCUGUCAAGGUAGAAAAGCUUGUGAUAGCAGCCAUUCCUGAUUUGGCGGAGACAUGGACUAAGGGCUUUGGAUUCAUACCUGUAAGUGACAUUGAAAAGCAAAGAUUGAAAAGAAUCAACUUGAUGGUUUUUCCUGGGACGGUGUUACUUGAAAAGCCCUUGUAUGGGAAGCAGAAAACUGGAGGACUCUGUGAUCAAUCAACUUUAGCAUCAAAUGAAAUGACCAAAGUAGGUAUCUGUUCUGAAGAAAUUACCUUAUUGCCGCAAGAUGUUCGAAACAAACCUACCAGUAAUGUUGGUGCUAAUUCAGAAUAUGAACCUGUGGACAGCAAAAUUCAGUCAGACUAUAAGGCUGGCAGUGAAACAAGCAGAGAAGAUAAUACUCAAACUGUUGAGACUGCUUUAGGAGCCAAAGAAUUAACAGAAACAAGUAGCUGUUAUAGAGGAAAGACUGUGAUGGUAGGUGGAUCAGAGAAAUCUAUGGAAGGAACCAAUCAACAGGAGUUGAGCACCAGCAACCAAAUGCAAAUGGCAAGUGAGGCGGUACAGCAAUCUAGCGAAAACUGCUGUGCUAACAAAGAUGGUACUGAGUCAGGUUUAAGAAUUAUUGAGGGCAAGAAUAUCAAAAUUGAUGAAGUGCAGGAAAAUGCUUUGCAUGGCCAAUUUUCAAGUAUGUCCUGCAAGACUUUUUCAGGCAGCAAUUUUGACAUGGAUUCCAAUAUUGAAUGCUCAUUGAUGUAUGAUGAAACAGAUUUUUUAGGGACAUCUGGAAAGUCUGCAUCUGGAGUAGAGUAGAUGUUUAGAGAAGUGGUUUGAUGUUCAUAACAAAAUUGUAAUUUAGUAGUACUAUAUGUUAGGAAUGCUAACCUCAAAUUGUUGAAACAUAAAAUGGGUUCAAUCUUCAAGGCAAUGAAUUAAAGGAGUUAAUUGUGACA
Molecule: messenger RNA, 4857 nt
Organism: Lotus japonicus
Lineage: Eukaryota; Viridiplantae; Streptophyta; Magnoliopsida; Fabales; Fabaceae
Product: increased DNA methylation 1
Exons: 9
Coding region: 506-4717 (1403 amino acids)
Molecular function (GO): acyltransferase activity, transferring groups other than amino-acyl groups
Source: RefSeq, a predicted model, not a curated record